Molecule: messenger RNA, 369 nt
Organism: Durusdinium trenchii
Lineage: Eukaryota; Dinophyceae; Suessiales; Symbiodiniaceae
Source: the annotation of a GenBank genome assembly
GGCACGGAUCGGGCUGUUGGUGGGCCAGCUUUGCAAUUGUGUCCGCAAGAACAAGCGGGCCUCCUUCCGCAAGAGCUGCAUGGCACAGUUUCGGAAUGAGACCGAAGAGCUGUUUCAGCUCUCUUUGAGAUUGCGCCGAUUGGCGAAACAAGACAUGGACAAUGAGGAGAUGUGGAACACAGUUGCAGAGUCCAUGCCAGAAGCCACAGAGAAGUUGACUCCAGCCAAAAGGGGUGCUGACACUGCGCCAUCAGCUGACAAGCCCAAUGCCAAGCUCAAGCCAUUGGGCUUUAGGUGGCUGGAUGAUCGUCAGAUUCGCCCUUACGAGCGUGAUCGCUACGUCCGUAAAGUGGACUCCGUCCGCAACUG